Molecule: messenger RNA, 1098 nt
Organism: Paramecium tetraurelia
Lineage: Eukaryota; Ciliophora; Oligohymenophorea; Peniculida; Parameciidae
Exons: 2
Cellular component (GO): mRNA cleavage and polyadenylation specificity factor complex
Molecular function (GO): protein binding
Source: RefSeq, a predicted model, not a curated record
AUGAAUUUAGGCAAACCAGAUCUCAAGUGGUACAUUCAAUAGAAGGCAGCUCAGAAUGUGAAGGAGAGACUCUAUGGCUAUCCCACUCAUUUGAAUUAAUUGCCUGUGCAAACUCAGAUCAAGUUUAGCAUUCCCACCGAAUUCGUAGGAUGCAUCAAUGAUCAAGAUCAGAAGGAUGUCAUCAAGAUACUCAAAUUCACCCAUCUCAAAUGGUUAGCCAAAAACAAUAGCUUCGCUUUGGGGUAUAACAAGAUCAAUAAUCAGAAGCGAUAAGGACACUUGUCAAUCUUUGAUUUGAAUGACUGGAAAUUGUUUUACAAGAAAUUUGCAAACGACGAAGCAAUGGUGGGGAUCCUGAAUCAAGAAUAUCUAAACAAGGUAUUUGGAAUUGGGAGUAAUGGAGGGAUCUACACGAUUGAAAAAGGAUAGGGAGGACUUGAGUAGAGACCAGUAUUGGAGACCAAAAUCUUGCAAAUUACGGAGGGAUCCUUCUCUCCGAAUCAUCAUAAAAUUGCCUUUUCGAGUUAGGAUAAGUUGAUCUAUCUGUAUGAUGUCUAAUCGGAAUCGAAAGAGACUCUCAUGGGACAUGGUAAGGAGGUGUACACGGUGCAAUGGAAUCCAGAAAACAGUUUGAUAAUCAGUGGAGCAGAUGAUGAGACUAUUCGUCUUUGGGAUGCUUCGAGUAGAGAUGAGAUUCUGAAUUUAAAAAGACACAAUUUAGGAGUGAAAAAGGUUAGGUGGAAUAGAAAUGGGACAUACUUUGCGACGACAGGAAAGGAUAAGCAAACCUUGUUGUUUGAUCUUAGGAAAAUGGAUAUGGAAAUAUUUAAAUUGCAUCAGACUCAGGUUGACACCAUCUUUUGGCAUCCAAAAUAUUAAAAUAUAUUUCUCACAGGCGAUGCCAAUGGUUCUAUUUCAUGUUAUAACAUCAACGCUCCAAAUGAACCCAUGUAUGUGCAGCAUGUACCUGAAACCAUUGUGACUGAUCUGGCUUUGGACUCAAGUGGGUCUAUGAUGAGUGUGAUUAGAGCCAAAUAAGUACAGCCAGAUUAAAAAAUCAGUAUGGCUGAUUAAAUAUCUAUUUAUAAGACUGCAUGA